AUGACAUCUACCGCAGAUGAAGCUCGCCUUGGGGACACCUUGAUUCAAUUCUCGGUCGAUGGUAGAUUUCCGGAAGAAGAGGCGACGUCUGCAGCUUAUGUAGAAAGUUCUGCCUUUCCUGUGGCAUUGAAAGCACUUGCAGAGGCGCAAACAGAUUUGGAGACAGAGAUACGCAAGAUCAGUCGAGAGAGCGCUCCUGAUGUAGAUACAUGGAUCGCACACGCUCAGACAAUCCAGGAUGAUAUCGAAUCCUCGAGGCGACUCGCCAGUGGGAUUGUGAAGCAAGCAGAGGCAGACAAGGAACGACUGGCGAAUGUGUCGGAUAAGGAGCAUCAUGUUGCGUUUCUGGAGGCAGAAUUGGCGUUCAGUGAGCAUUUGGCACAUUCGUUGAAGGUUCUACAAUGGAUGGACGCAACACUGGACCAGGUUGAGCAGCUGGCGGGGGAGAGUAACCUUCUUGAGGCUCUUCAGAUGUUGGAAGAUGUACGCCGACGUAUCUCGACUGCUGCUCCCGACGAAACCACACGCGCGAUGAGGAUUAUAGAUGAUAGAUGUUCUGAGCUGCGGAAGUAUAUACACGAACAGCUUCAUGAGGCUUGGGCUGCCUUGAUCGAUUUUGACUUUGAUGCCAACGCUCUCACCAUUCAUAAAAAAUUGCCAGCUGGGAGAAUAGACCUGGAACAAGCGAUUCUUGCGCUAGACUCUUUCAAAGAGGUAGAUGCAGUAGCUAUCAACUUUUGGAAGGAGCUGGACCAGAUAAUCAUCAAACCACGAACCAUUCUCCAAUCUGGCGUACAGCCAGGUGUGGCUAUAGAUGGGAAUACAAUCAAGUCAACAGAAGGAUCAGCAGACCAUACAAUUAAGUCGCUCUUUGCUGAUUUGACUGGAAUCAUUCGAUUCCUGUUCGAAAAGUUGCCACGAGACUUCAUUAGCCACGUUUCAGAUGCCAUGAUGCCAAUCUUAUCUACUCGUGUCAAGGAGAAUUGGUUGGACAAUGCCGUACCUACCUCUCUCGAAGAUCUUCGAGGGUACCAAGUUGCUUUGGUUCAAGUAGCAGAAUUUGCCAGUGAGCUUGACAAAAUGCACUGGCCCGAUACAGCCAGCUUUCAUGACUGGGUCAGCGGAGUACCAAAAAUAUGGUUAGCUAAACGGCGGGAGACUUCUCUGGAUUGGAUUCGACAUCAACUCUCAUUAGGCGUCGGUACCCCUAAAGUCGCCGUGAAAGUUGAAAAGCGCAUGGUGGCGCAGGAAGAGACAUCUCAUCUCGCAGCCACCGAGAAAGACACAGCGGAAGAUGGCUGGGAUGCUGCUUGGGAUAGCGGGGACGAUAAUGAUAAGCCGGACCCUGCUCCCACAAUGAGAAGGCAUCGUAGUUCUCUUGAGGAAGAAAGGACGACAGUACAAAGUUCUUUACCAAUACCUGAAGAUGUCAUUGAGGAUGAUGCAAACGAUGGAGCGGAUGCAUGGGGUUGGGGUGAUGAAGAUAAUGAUGGGGAUGGAGAAAGACCAGCGACACCAAAUCCAGAACCAUCACCUGAUAUCACGCCGGAGCCCAGUGAAGUCGUGAGCGAUCUUCGAGAGAUGACCAUCGCCGAAAAAUACUAUACCUCUUCGAUGCCGCAACAUGUUUUGAGUACUGUUGUCACCAUAUACGAAGACGCUGCUUCAUUGACGCAAGAAAAGAACUCGAAACUUCCAAUCACUCCAGCUGCGCCUGGUCUUUUCAACCUACCUACAUCCGUACUAGCCAUGUAUCGCGCUAUUUCCCCAGCUUACUAUAGCCAGGACCCGAAUGGUAAUCUUUUCCUCUACAAUGAUGCAAUGUGGCUAUCGGAACAACUGAACAACUACCAAGAAGAGUGGAAACAGCGAAAAGAUCUUUCCGAUAGAAGUUAUGGGAAAGUCAGAUUAGAUCAAGAGACCAAGACUCUGGAAAGUUUUGGCAAACGUGCUUAUACGAAUGAGCUUGUCAGCCAGAGAACAACGCUGAAAAACUUCCUUGGUGACACUCAAAACUUCUUCCAACAAGACCCAAUCACAAUCGAAGCGGAUACCAAAAAUGUAAUCUCAUACAUCCGAGACAAAUGCAAAGACUGGACCAAACUCCUCACCUGGUCUACCCUGGCUUCAGCCAUCGGCUCCCUCGUCAAUAGCGUCGCCUCCAAACUCAUCACCGACAUCUUCGAACUCACCACCAUCGGCGUCGACGACGCCGAGCGCAUCGCCACGAUCCUCACCCAAGUCGAAGGUCUCUCGGACCUCUUCCUCAAACCGCAGAAUGUCUCUCAGCCUGAACCCAUCUCCCUAGCUCCACAUUUCGUCCCGCUCUGGUUCAGACUUAAUUUCCUGAAUCAGGUGCUCCAGAGUAAUCUUAAUGAUAUCAGGUUUCUAUGGAAUGAAAGUGAUCUCUCGUUGUACUUCUCGCCUGAGGAGGUUGUGGAGUUGAUAAGGUUGAGUUUUGAGAAUAAUAGUAAUGUCCGCGGGGUCGUGAGGGAGAUUGAGAGGGGUGGGAGGGGGAAGGGGAGGGAGUAG
This is a messenger RNA of Glarea lozoyensis ATCC 20868, 2532 nucleotides long. RefSeq lists its product as uncharacterized. Gene Ontology annotation, cellular component: RZZ complex. Bases 1 to 2532 code for a protein of 843 amino acids. The record is from RefSeq and is a predicted model, not a curated record. NCBI's taxonomy places the organism in Eukaryota, Fungi, Ascomycota, Leotiomycetes, Helotiales, Helotiaceae. The transcript has 9 exons. Gene Ontology annotation, biological process: endoplasmic reticulum to Golgi vesicle-mediated transport; mitotic spindle assembly checkpoint signaling.